GCGAUGACCACCUCCGCCUUGUCCCCGUCAUGGCCAAGAAGAUGAAGGACAGCCUGGCCGCCAUCCAGCAGUAGUUGGGGGGCACCGGGGCCCCCACGCGCUCAUUAAAGGCGAGGUUCAUGGACAAGAAGCUGUCAUUGAAACUGAAUGGCGGCCGACAUGUCCAGGGGAUCCUGCGGGGCUUCGAUCCCUUCAUGAACCUCGUCAUCGAUGAGUGUGUGGAGAUGGCACCGGGAGGACAGCAGAACAACAUUGGCAUGGUGGUCAUACGAGGAAAUAGCAUCAUCAUGCUGGAAGCCUUGGAACGAGUAUAGCACCGGAGAAACCAGCCAUGACCACACCUAUCCCGCUUGUUUUCUUUACUCCUGCUGCAAAGCACCCCCCCGUGUAAACUUACUGAUUUUUGUUAAAUACAUUUUGUAAUGGUUGACAUAA
This is a messenger RNA of Cuculus canorus (common cuckoo), 435 nucleotides long. It is a transcript of the gene SNRPG, whose product is annotated as small nuclear ribonucleoprotein polypeptide G. Bases 120 to 314 code for a protein of 64 amino acids. The record is from RefSeq and is a predicted model, not a curated record. Lineage: Eukaryota; Metazoa; Chordata; Aves; Cuculiformes; Cuculidae. Gene Ontology annotation, molecular function: RNA binding. Gene Ontology annotation, biological process: spliceosomal snRNP assembly; mRNA splicing, via spliceosome. The transcript has 4 exons. Gene Ontology annotation, cellular component: U12-type spliceosomal complex; SMN-Sm protein complex; precatalytic spliceosome.